AUGCUGUUGCUGCGAGCUGUUCUACUGCUACUAGCCCUGCCCAAUAGUGGCCAGGAUAUCACGAACAAAGAGCCUGGGGUCCUGCUUUCCCCACCCAAGGAGGGCUGUGCAGGUUGGAUGGCAGGCAUCCCAGGGCAUCCUGGCCACAACGGGACUCCAGGCCGUGAUGGCAGAGAUGGCACCCCUGGAGAGAAAGGCGAGAAAGGAGACCCAGGUCUUAUUGGUCCUAAGGGUGACACUGGUGAGACCGGAGUGACUGGGGUUGAAGGUCCCCGAGGCUUUCCAGGAAUCCCAGGCAGAAAAGGAGAACCUGGAGAAAGUGCCUAUGUAUACCGCUCAGCAUUCAGCGUGGGAUUGGAAACCAGGGUCACGGUCCCCAAUGUUCCCAUUCGCUUUACCAAGAUCUUCUACAAUGAGCAAAGCCACUAUGAUAGCUCCACUGGAAAAUUCUCCUGCAACAUCCCUGGGCUGUAUUACUUCUCAUACCACAUCACAGUCUAUAUGAAGGAUGUGAAGGUCAGCCUCUUCAAGAAGGACAAGGCUGUGCUCUUCACCCAUGACCAGUACCAGGAGAAGAACGUGGAUCAGGCCUCUGGCUCCGUGCUCCUGCAUCUGGAGAUGGGCGACCAAGUCUGGCUCCAGGUGUAUGGGGAUGGAGAGAAAAAUGGGCUCUAUGCAGAUAAUGUCAACGACUGCACCUUCACAGGCUUCCUUCUCUACCAUGACAUCCAGUGA
This is a messenger RNA of Trichechus manatus latirostris (Florida manatee), 735 nucleotides long. RefSeq names its product adiponectin, C1Q and collagen domain containing (gene ADIPOQ). NCBI's taxonomy places the organism in Eukaryota, Metazoa, Chordata, Mammalia, Sirenia, Trichechidae. Bases 1 to 735 code for a protein of 244 amino acids. Gene Ontology annotation, molecular function: protein binding. The transcript has 2 exons. The record is from RefSeq and is a predicted model, not a curated record.